Molecule: messenger RNA, 644 nt
Organism: Paramecium primaurelia
Lineage: Eukaryota; Ciliophora; Oligohymenophorea; Peniculida; Parameciidae
Source: the annotation of a GenBank genome assembly
AUGAAUUAAUUGAGAAAUCAAAGAGGAACAGAAACAGAUGAAGUAUACAUUGAUCCAGAAAGAGGAAUUGCCAUAAAUGCAAGAUAGAUGACAACAGAAUAGCAUUUUAAAUAUUAUAAAUCAUCCUUUAGUACAUUAAGACCUGAUUUGACUGAAUAUGAAUAUGAAGCAUUUGCCAAGAGAUUAAGAGUUGGUAUUUCAAAAAUUUAACAAAAGGCGAAUCAUUUUUAAAUCAUAUGAGAGUAUUCCUAAAUCAUGAAUCAGGUAGAGUUACUAAUCUUUAUCCUGUUAGUGCAAGACUUGAUAAAAUGUUUGUAAUAAUUAUUUUAAUGUUUAGAACUAUUAAAAUCAAUAUUUUCAUCUAAGACCACCUUUUAUUCUUGGACAUAGAUCAAAUGCAAAUAGAAAUUGGGCUGAUGCUUCUAAAGUUGUGAAUUAUGUUGAAAAGCAAUUACUCAAAAUUACAAAAUAUGGUAAUUUAUAUAUAUAAUCUCAUCAGGAUUGGAUUAUCCAAAUUAUUAUGCUCCAAAAACUGAAAGUGAACUUAAAUAAAGAGAAGAUGAAAUCUAUGAACGUUUUAUCAAAGAAAUGAGAAAACCUCCAAUUGCUGCAGUUUGAUGAAUUAGAAAUAUAAAUCAAAUCAA